Molecule: messenger RNA, 213 nt
Organism: Paramecium octaurelia
Lineage: Eukaryota; Ciliophora; Oligohymenophorea; Peniculida; Parameciidae
Source: the annotation of a GenBank genome assembly
AUGAAUUAAAAUUGCUACAAUGACGAGUCAGUUACAAUAUGGAGUGAUAAAACAGAUAUAUGUGAAGAAGCACAAACUGUUAAGAGGACAGAAAUUUAUUAAUAACGACUAAGCUUUUUAGUCAUUGAAACUUCAAAUGAUGAACUUUCUUAUAGAAAUCUUUUAAAAUUUAAAUGUGCAUUAGCUAAAAGGAUCAAGAAAGCUAGGACUUGA